GAUUCUCGUUACUUUGAUAUAUGCGGAAACAAUAUUUUAAUUUUUUUCGGGAAAGAAUCAAAUAUGUUAUAAAAGUAAAACAUUUCAAACAUAAUAAAAAUUACGUUGAAAUUCCGAGACCCCCAACAAGCACUACCGCCGACGCGCUGCUGUCGUCGUUCCCCUGCCGAGCUAGCUUGACCUUGUCCAUGACAACCGGGAAGUCUUCGUGCAUGCGCCCCUAAGGACUAGCACCAUGUAGCCCCAGCCAUAGCCUUCGUUGAACUCUUGCGUAGAUCUGAAACAAUUGAUAUCAAAUCUUGCUACAUGACGAGAAAUCUUAACCUCACCGCCCCAAGGAGACGGCAGGAGUCUAUGUCGGAGCUCCAUCAACUACGUCCAAACAGACGAACUCGGGGAGGAUCGAAGCCCGGAAAAUAAACUUGAAGAAGAAGCGUCACCAUCCGCCCGAGGGUCGUGCCUGCGAGGACUAAAAAAAACCUAAUUUAAACUACUAUAUAUCCGGAGCGGAUGCGCCAAGAUUCUCCUUCCCGCAACCGGCCAACGGAGUGGUGGGCAGAGGAGAGGCGAACCCACGGGCUCGCCAGUGAAGUGUGGAGUGAAAAUUUUGCCCUAGCCGCCUAGGAUUAGGAUAGGAAACACUAUUUUAAAUCUUUUAUCCGAGAUAAAUGAUAGUUGAAGUAUUACCAUGUUUUAUGUUGUCAAAUAUACACGAUAAAUAAUCAUGUAAUUCUUGACACCUUGGCCAGUGUAGAAGUGCAUGAUCUAGCCAAUGCAACCAAAAGACCGAUCUGAUGGAAGAGACUAUGCAAUACAUUUAUAUGUCAACAUUCUCCCUCACGCCUAAACGUGGACUGAAAGUGGGCUGCAAUUUAAUUGCGCCAGCUGGGUUUUGAACUCAAGAUAUCUUGACUCUGAUACCAUGUAGAAGUACAUGCUCUAGCCAAUGCAAUCAAAAAAAUCGAUCUGAUGAAAGAGACUAGCCAAUACAUUUAUACGUCAACAGCCGGGAAGUGAAGCACCUCCUUUUUUGUAGGAAGAUGAACAACCCUGAAAUGAGUAAUACAGCUAGUGCACAUGCCUUUUCAUUUGAUGUUUAAGUGUUGGAUGCUUCAAAUCUAUGCCAAUAUGCAUUUGUGUAGACGCAUGCAUCAUGCAUUUUAACAAGUAUACAAGCACCUUGGAACUGAUAAAAUACCUAGUUUGUUUCAAUUAUUGUGUCUUGCAGAGUGUAAAUUUUUGCCGUUGUGAAGUAUGCUGUAACAAAAUGGUUAGACCUAAAAACUGCUGCUGCCUUUUUCAAACCUUGAUUAAAGCGAGCGACCAGUGUGGUCUCCACAUAGUGAAACAUAAGUAAAAUAUUAUUUGCUUAAGUGGAUACCUAUGAGUCAUAUCUGACCAAACCUUAUGACAGCGAAGGUUUGAUGAGGUGUCCUGACAGUGAAGGUUUGAUGACGUGCCCCGAUGGACAAGCAGUAGUAUUUAAGCAACCAUCUUUGAAAUUCUAACAAACAAGAGUAAUGGGGAGGACAUCGCCUUAUGUUGUUUCAUUUCUCGUAAGGUUUAUCUAUGGGGUUAUGCAGAUACUCACCAAAGUUGCUUUAAACCAAGGUACAAGUACAUACGUUCUUGUCUUCUACAGGCAUGUAAUAGCUACAAUGGUGUUACUGCCCAUUGCUUUUGCAACUGAAAGGAAAACCGCCCCACAACUGUCACACAAAGUCUGUCUGAAGCUAUUUGUGCAUGCAUUAUAUGGGGUGUCUGCUUCUCUAAACAUAGCAUCUGUUGGCCUCAAUUAUGCUUCAGCAACUUCCGCUACUGCAGUACAAAAUCUCCAACCAGUGUUAACUUUCUUUUUGGCUCUUCUGUUGGGAAUGGAGUCAUUGAAACUAAAGAGCUUUCAUGGGAUUGUGAAAGUUUCUGGUAUAGUGCUUUGUGCCGUUGGUGUUGCCGUACUAGCGCUAUACCAAGGACCUGAGCUCAAAUCCAUCAUCCACCACCCUCUUUUUCAUCACACAAGGCGAGUUGAUAUUCAUGCCUCAAGGAGCUGGAUAUUGGGAAUUCUCCUGCAGUCUCUUGCGACUCUACUGUUUGCUCUUUGGACAGUGUUUCAGGGCCCUUUGCUGGGGGAGUACCCGUCCAUGCUGCUUAACACGACCCUGCAAAUUGUCUUUGCGACCGUUCAAUCUUUUUUCAUGGCUCUUGUGAUGGAGCGAGAUUUUUCAAGAUGGAAGCUGAGGCUGGAUGUAGGUCUUGUCGCAAUCAUCUAUUGUGGAGUAGUUGUUUCCGCAUUUUCAGGUUACCUGCUGAUCUGGGUGAUUGACAAGUCCGGCCCGGUAUUCCUGGCCAUGACAGUGCCCCUAACUUUUGUUAUCACCAUCGUUCUGUCACUCCUCAUCGGAGAAGCAGUCACCCUUGGAAGUGUAAUAAGUGGCGCGCUGAUGGUUGGUGGCCUGUACAAUGUUCUAUGGGGGAAGAGGAUAGAGCAAGUAGCUCUCAGCAAGCAAGGAGGCAUUGAAGCAAAUGCAGCAAGCUUUGAUUUGGAGGAACAAGAAAGCGGCGCACCAGUUCCAUUAACGCGAGAUUCGGUCAAGCGGUGCGAAGGAGAAGACUGACAUGUGGUGCGAAGGAGAAGACUGACAUGUGGCAAGCUUUGAAACUCUGAGCAGCAAGCUUUAUUAUUUGGUGGUUGCCUCAAGCAAUCCCCAUUAGGCAGCUUUAGGAUCAUUUGACUCGGAGAUUGUGGGGAGUGGUAGAGCAAUGGGUUCUCUUCCUAUCUUGUUCUAGUGCAUACAUAGGCAGAGAUCAUGAACUUAAGCUAAUGCCCGCUUCGUAUUCAUAACUCAGAUAAUUAAGUCCUACCUUAAGUUUCACGGGUUAGUCAAAUUUGUUCUAGCAUGUCGCUUUAGCGGGCCUUAGCGGAAUGUCGCUCUGAUCCUUAUCUGUAACCACCACAAUCCAUGCUUCGACUGUGAGCAACUGUAAUAUUUUUCUUUACUAGUACUAAAUUUUACAGAUGUUGUUUUAGAUUCUGACUUUCUGCCAUCUUGCACAAGUUUACGCAUCCAACGAACUACAAAAAAAAGGCAACUGUAACCCUUUCCUUUCCUAAUACCCUUGUUUAAGGAUUUUUAAACUCCUCAUAAUUGACAUUGAUUGACUGUUGAGAAGAGUCAUCCCAUGGAACUGAAGUUGGCAUUUGUCUCUAAACCAGAACAAUAUAGUUUACUAUCAAAAUAGCUACCAUAAUUUCACAUAUGUCGCUGGAUCCUUUCUUCUUUAAUUUUUGCCUUUACUAUUCUCAAUUUACUUCCGAAAUGAGUGUAAAUUAUGCUUUGCGUAUACUUCGUUUGCCCACAUAGUAUAUUUUUGUUUUAUCUUACCAUACAACCCGCCUUCAGUUAGGGCUCCAUAUAAACAUGAAACAAAAAUGACGAAAUAUUUACUGCCAUCAAUAGCCUCAAUGAAACACCAAAACAACAGUCAUGUUGUAUAGAAGGUAUACAUGAAAAAGGGCAUACCUUAAAGAGUCAUCAGCCUGUCGGGAGUUAUCUACCAGACCCAUAGUGUAGUUGCUUGGCAAACUAACACGGCAGAAGGAGAUACUUAUGAUUCAAGGGGCUCUCUGCUGCAGUCUCGAAAAACAAUGUCAGAGCAGGAAGGACACCAACAAAAAUGUAAGUCAUGGGAGUUGAUUAAGAGCCAGGUGUUGUUUCUGACAGAUAGUUGUAAGAUGGGUCCCUGGAAAUGCAAAGUAACAUGAAGCACUUGUACGUAGAUGCAUAAGUAUGACAUAAUAAAUUCUAUUGUUUUCAAUAGUAAAUUUUCGGAGUGAGAUAGUACUCAAGAAAAAGGGAAUUGGAUCAAUAUUUGGCAUCCCUGACAUGCUCAAAAGGCCAGACCAAUACUGUUUGAUAAUAAAAUUCAACGGAAACUAUUUUAUGAAGCAAAAAAUAUAGAUGUGUGAGCAAUCAAACAUAGUACCAUGAGGUUACUAUUCUCAAGAAGGUGUAUAGCUAUAGCUGAAAGCCCUUAAUAAACUCAAAAGAGAAAUGUGAGAUGGAACUGUUAGACCCAGUAUAGAAGUUGACACAUUUUGUGAGAUCAUUUAUUAGAUAUACUCCUGAAUUAAUGGCAUAUAGCAUUUUCAUGUCAGAAAAUUAUACAGUGGAAGGGGUCACCCCCUCCAUUACUUUGUGUAUAAUAUAGAUUUCCUCCUAGAACGUAUAAAUAAUAUGAAAUGUCUCUUGACAUCCUGUUAUAAAAUGAGAAGACUAAUUGAGGCUCAAUUUAGGCAACAAUUGAGUCGCGUGCUAUCAUAAUAGAACAAUCAUAAGGAUGGAAGGUGCCUUUUGUACUCUCUUUGAGGUGCAUUGAGUUAGAUCAAGAUUUACUGUAGUAUCCAUAACUAAGCAGAGUAAGAGUGCACUAAACUUUUUGCACAUGAAAAAAGGACGAAAAUAUUUAUAAGUUCAAGAUAUGAAAGAGAAUGAAAUCUGGGGAAAAAUCAUCUGAGUGAAAUUGAUAAGGUUACCAAACUAUAUUGCAUAGAAACAUAAACUUUUAAAAGGCACACCAUUAAUGUAGUUCUUAUAUUUAAAAUAUGCCUGUAAGUUCAUAUAGAGCUAUAAUCUGCCAUCUUGAUAGCACAUAGGAACCCCUCUAGAAGAAUAUUGUCAGGCAGGAAGUCCUACAAAAGAAACCAGAUGCCAGUUUAGAGAAUAUUUCCCAAAGUCAGAUCUAAUACAUGUUCACGCAAUUCAUACUCAGAGCAAUUCUUACAACAAAUGUUUUAUCUUGCGCGGCAUUUUAUGACACAACUGACGAGUGCCACUCUGUUUCAUCAGCCAAAGCUACCAUUAUAUUCUCAAUCUUUCAACAGGUAAAAAGAAAUGGUGGGAUU
Molecule: messenger RNA, 4903 nt
Organism: Triticum urartu
Lineage: Eukaryota; Viridiplantae; Streptophyta; Magnoliopsida; Poales; Poaceae
Product: WAT1-related protein At5g64700
Cellular component (GO): membrane
Molecular function (GO): transmembrane transporter activity
Source: RefSeq, a predicted model, not a curated record